UUCUCCAAACUCCCAUACUCGAGCAAAGCAUAUACAACAACUUUACACAGAUCCCAGGCAGCAGACAGAAUACUACAGGAUGAGGGUGGCUGUGAUCGGAGGUGGGAUUCGAGGGCUGGUUUCAGCCUAUGUUCUUGCCAAAGCAGGCGUUAACGUGGUGGUCUACGAGAAAGGGAAGCAAUUUGGUGGCCAUGCCAGGACUGUUAACUUCCAUGCCAUUGAUUUAGACCUUGCCUUCAUGUUCCUCAAUCCAGCAAAGCAUCCAAACGUGUUGGAUUUCUUUACUGGCCUUGGGGUUGAUGUGGAGACAUCUGAUGUUUCAUUUUCUGUGAGCCUUGACAAUGGUCAAGGCUACGAAUGGGGCAACCAAAAGGGUUUCUCAAGCUUGUUUGCACAGAAGAAGAAUGUGUUCAAUCCUUACUUUUGGCAAAUGCUUAGAGAAAUUAUCAGGUUCAAGGAUGAUGUUGUUAGUUAUCUUCAAGAGCUUGAGAACAAUCCCGACACUGGUUGUAAUGAAACCAUGGGACAGUUUAUCGAGUCACGGGGCUACUCCGAAUUAUUUCGGAAGGCUUAUCUUGUCCCAAUAUGUUGUUCAGUAUGGUCCUGCUCUGCGGAAGAAGUCAUGAGCUUCUCAGCUUUCUCUACUCUUUCAUUUUGUCACACUCAUUAUCUGUAUGAGAUUUUGGGCCGGCAGCAAUGGCUGACUGUCAGAGGGUUUUCAAAGUUGGAAAAUAAGGUUAAAGACUUGCUGGAGAGUGGAGGUUGUCAAUUAAGCAUUGGUUGUGAGGUGCAUUCUGUUUUGACUGCUGAUGAUGGUCGCACUAUAGUAUGUAGUGGAGAUGAUUUCCAGGAAGUGUAUGAUGGAUGUAUGAUGGCUGUUGAUGCUCCAACUGCUCUGAGGUUAUUAGGAAACCAAGCAACAUUCGAUGAAUCGAGAAUACUUGGUGCAUUCCGAUAUGCCUACAGCGAUAUUUUCCUUCAUCAUGAUGAUAAUUUAAUGCCCAACAAUCGAGCAGCCUGGAGUUCAUUGAACUUUCUCAGAAGUGCAGAAAAUAAAGGAUGCUUAACAUACUGGCUUAACAUGCUGCAGAAUGUUGGCAAAACAACAUUGCCAUUUCUUUUAACUCUUAAUCCAGACUCUACACCAAAGCAUACCCUGCUUAAGUGGUCAACUAGCCGCCUAAUCCCCUCUGUUGCUGCAUCAAAAGCUUCACUUGAGCUGGAAGAGAUUCAGGGCAAGAGAGGAAUCUGGUUCUGUGGCUAUGACUUUCAUGGGGAUGCAGUUGAGGCUGGUUUGAUUGCUACAUAUGGUAUCCUUGGAAAGCGUAACUCUGUCCUCAACAAGCCAGAAAACAUGGCACCCUCACUCCUGGAAAGAGGGGCACGCCUUUUUGUUACUAGGUUCCUUCGACAAUUUAUAUCAACUGGCUGCAUAAUCUUGCUAGAGGAAGGUGGCGGAGUUUUCACUUUUAAGGGAAACAUGAAUAAGUGUUCUCUUAAAACUGUUCUCAGAGUGCACAGUCCCCAAUUUUACUGGAAGGUUAUGACAGAAGCUGAUUUAGGACUUGCAGAUGCAUUUAUGAAUAGAGAUUUCUCUUUUGUUGAUAAAGAAGAUGGCCUUCUGCAUCUCUUAACGAUACUCAUUGCUAAUAGAAACUUUGAACACUCUGUUUCAAGACUGAAAAAGAAAAGGGGUUGGUGGACACCUCCACUGUUCACAGCUGGUUUAGCAUAUGCAAAGUAUUUCUUCAAGCAUGUCAUGAGGCAAAACAAUCUUAUGCAAGCUCGUAGGAACAUCUCUCAGCAUUAUGAUCUGAGCAAUGACUUCUUUUCUCUAUUCUUGGACGAAACAAUGACAUACUCCUGUGCAGUGUUUAAGAAGGAAGAUGAAGAUCUCAAAGUUGCUCAGAAGAGAAAGAUUUCUGUUCUGAUUGAAAAGGCAAAAAUUAACAGUAAGCAUGAGAUUCUUGAGAUUGGAUUUGGUUGGGGAAGCUUAGCUAUUGAGGUUGUAAAGCUAACAGGAUGCAGAUAUACUGGCAUCACUUUGUCCGAGGAGCAACUAAAAUUUUCAGAAAAGAAAGUAAAGGAAGCUGGACUUCAGGACCACAUUAAGUUUGAACUUUGUGACUAUCGGAAAUUACCGAGCAGCUACAAGUGUGACAGAAUUAUAUCUUGUGAAAUGAUAGAACAUGUUGGCGAUGAGUACUUGGAGGAAUUUUUUGGUUGGUGUGAAAAAGUGUUGACAGAAGAUGGCCUUCUUGUCUUACAGUUCUCAUCAACAUCAGAUGAAGGCUAUCAUGACUACAGGCAUACUUCAGAUUUUCUCAAGGAAUACAUAUUCCCUGGUAUAUGUCCACCUUCAUUAGGUCGGAUAUCAUCAGCCAUGGCUGCUACAACCAGACUCUGCGUGGAGCAUGUGGAAAACAUAGGAAGCCAAUACCACCGAACUGUGAGAUUCUGGAAAAAUAAGUUAUUGGACAAUAAGAGCAAAAUUGUUGCUUUGGGAUUCAACGAGGAGUUCAUUCGAAUGUGGGAAUAUUAUCUUGAUUAUGUGGCAGCUGGUAUGAAUUCAAGGACACAUUUGAAUUAUCAGGUUGUUUUUUCGCGUCAUGGAUACCCUGCAGCACCCGGCAAUCCAGACAAAGGUUUUUCUUCAGCACUAGACUGAUUACUUCUCUGAAAGGGGACCAAACUUCUGCAUCGAAAGCUGGUCGAGCUGUGGCUACUUCUUUUCUCCUUUCUGUCUUUAAAUUUACAUCCAUCAGCUGCUGCAAAGAGGAAUAAAUGGCUACAGUACGAUACCAUACAUCAGACUUAGUAGCCAUAAGUUUCAGUAAACUUGUUAAAUUACAUUCUGUUAGAAGCAAAAAUAGCUUUUGCCACAUAAAGACUGUUAAGAUUUUAUUGCACCGAUGGACGUACUCGGUCUUCAAAAUCAUAUAUCAAUAUUACACUGAAGU
This is a messenger RNA of Theobroma cacao (cacao), 2960 nucleotides long. RefSeq lists its product as uncharacterized. The record is from RefSeq and is a predicted model, not a curated record. Gene Ontology annotation, molecular function: oxidoreductase activity; methyltransferase activity. NCBI's taxonomy places the organism in Eukaryota, Viridiplantae, Streptophyta, Magnoliopsida, Malvales, Malvaceae.